AUGGCAUCCGCCAUCACUGUAGAGCUGGCUCGGACAACCUCUUGGCAGUCUUCACUUAGCUGCUUAGACCCCAUUUAUCCAGCAAAAAUGUCAUCAGGGGAAUGCUCUUCGAUACCACCAUGUAACAUCCACCGACUGACCCGUACCGUGGCUUCCCAGAUUAGGGCUAAUAUCGCAGAAAGGAUUUACGCUGGAAGGAGUUUCCAGCUGACUCAGAGAGAAAUCAUCGGGAGUGCGAAAUUAAAGCGCGAUCCGUGCUUGACGUUGCGGCUUGAUCGUGCAGGGUUAUCUGGCCGACAUGCAUUGCUUGAACCGCGGCCUCAGGACCCUGCUCAUCCGUUGCAGAUCUUUGAUAUUGGACCGUCCCACAAAAGUCUGCGCGAAAUAAUAGAACCAGACACCCAUACCAACGGCAACCUGGUGCAGGACUUCAGCUCUUUCAAUCAGCUGGGAGGUGUCUUCGUAAAAGUACGUUCCUUGUCAGAAUUGGCCGUCGACGAAGGUGACGAAGUUUGGUUCGAAUAUUACAUCCCUGAGGAAUUGCCUUCGGAAGUGGCAUUCGGAAAUACCAAUGCUUACCGACAACCCAGCGGUAUGACAGGUGCCAAACUGAUAGUAGAAAGAGGGCCGCAACUGAGUGAGAAGGACGCCUUCUGGGACCUCAUGAGAAUGCACGAGAUACCACGAGAAGUACGAUACUAUGUAGUUGUCGCCUUGAACAUGCUCGGGGAUCCGGAACAUGACCUAUUCGAAAGGUUUACUAACGUGCCCUUUGAAGAUCUAAAAGCGAUGUUGCAGCGUCCUGUGUCCCCGGAGACUGUGUUACAGUUGGAGUUAAUGAGGCGCAGGAUCCACGAGUUUCUUCCGUGGAGGUCUAAAAGUCGUCCGUUGAUUUUGAAGGCAUAUCAGGGCACGGUGAUUGCAGAGGUGCGAUGGUUCGGAGCUCAUAUUGUACCUAACAACGCUCCGUAUGGUUUCCCGCCCGUUUCAGAAGAAGAUGUGCGACCGGUAUCGACUGGGGUGUCGACCGAAAAUAACCACGCUGCCGGGAAAGUCGCACAGGAUGAGAACAAUCGGACCCUCAUCCCCACCCCAGCAAGUACCGCUGCUUCCACCAAUACCAGUGCCACCGACGGUACCGAAGCCGACAGACUCACGUCCGAAGUGGAAACCAAACCGGAAGAUGAACGCAACGGUAACGAACGCAACGGUAACGAACGCAACGGUAACGAACGCAGCACAUCCUACUCGGAAGGGUCCAGUGCGCGCUGCGAUACUUCCGGCCCUGGUCCCGGCGAGGUGGGUAGUGGUGAGGUAGACUGUGGUGAGAUGGACCGUGGGGAAAGGGGCCCUGGGGAAACGGGUCGUCCAACAGAGACCCUCGGGUCGCUGCGGCAGAGACCCUCGGGACAAAGCCGCUCGAGUCACGGCAGCGAGGCCAAGGCGGUGUCAUGGUGGGAGACGUGUUACUGGACGUCGAAUGCACUCCAAAUGAAGGUGGACGUGCACCCAAGUAUGCAGCCGUACGUGAUCCAAAAUGGGUUGCUGAACGACCGAUACGCGUGCGACCCAUACUUCCAGAACGUGGGGCUGGGACUACCGCCGCUGCCGGGCAUGCUACCGCACCCGGGCGCGGAGGAGGUCGCAUCCUCGCGGUAUACAGCCAACCCUAACCACCUGGUCCAGUCCGGCUCUGGGCCAUCCACCGGAAUCGGGCCCACGACCGUUGGGACCGGAACUGGAACCAGGACCGGAGCCGGAACCAGGGCCGUUGCCAGAACCGGAGCGAGCCCGAAAUGCACGGACGAGAGCCGGCUGGCGGCGGGCGCGCCGUUUGCGUUGGACGCGGCUCAGCUGGCGGAGGUUUAUCGAUCCUCGGAGAUGUCGGAGGCGCUGGCAGAAGCGAUGCUGAGUCGGCUGCGGACGGCGCGUCCGAGUGGUUCGCCGGCGAGUGCUCCUUCGUCGGCGCGACCGGUGGCCAAGGCGGAGCUGGCCGUUGCGCGUUCUGGUUCCGACCCCGUGUUGACCACGACCGCCAGCGACGCAGACGGGGACGCGAAACUGCCCUUCUACCUGAGCGCGGAACCGGAGUUGGCCGAACUCUCAGCCGUGCCCUCCUCGGCCGUGCUCUCCUCGGCGGUGCCGUCGUCCCUAAGACCCUCGGUCUCUGCACCCGCCGACGACCCGAAGGACGCCGGUUCGAAACAAAGUGGCGCCAAGGGAGGCCAGAAGGAAGGCGGCCGUGAGGCGACGAUGGUGGAUGUUCUCAAAGCACGGGUCAUUGAGGGUCAGGGUGGAGGGACGACGUUGGCUCCGGCAUGGCACGAAGACGAGCGGCGGAUCGUGGACCCGAUCAACUUGGCGCGUUGCGAGAACUGGUUGGCACGGACGCCUUUGCAAUGUCUGCACUACGACAGUUUGCCCGAAGAUUGCUUCCCGGAAGUGCGUUUGCCGCCUCUAUUCGGUAGCGGGUAUCAUCUGACCAUCCGGUUCAAGAAGGGGCAAUUUGUGAUCAAAGAAACGUUUCCCGCGGAUUCGGCGGAUUACUCCAGUCUACCUCCGUGUCUGCGGGAGGUAUGCUACCACCGGCCACCGCGUCCGUCAUAUUUUAGCCGCGAAGGGUCGCGUGUUACUUUGGCUCCGAGUUUCGCGCCGCCAAAAAAUGCAGAGUUCAUUCCUGGUAGCCAACACCCUUGGGCGCCGCAGGUAGACGUGAUUGAUGCGGUCUGGUUGCGGGUGCAGCCGUGCCAGCGCAAGAAGGAGGGCGAGACAGCUGAUUAUUACAAUCGCGUGAAGUGCCACCUUUUCGGUCGCGGCCUGGUGCUGAAGAACGGCGACAUUUUCCGACUCGGUACGCUCGAGUUCCAGGUGCGCCGCUUCAACGAGGGCUCGGCAGGGCUGCAGGGUUGUCGACUGCGCAUGGAAGACGAAGAGAUCUGCAUCCAGGACCUUUCUCUGAGCGACGAGAUACCCAUUUCAUUUUACGGGAUUUACGACGGACACGGCGGCCGUGAGUGCGCGUCGUUUUUGAAGGAGGAGCUCCACUUGAGCUUUGCGCACCACGUGGGUAUUCUCACGGGCCAUAUCGACCUGUCUUACGUGGAGCCCGUGGUGUUCGAGGCGCUGUACAGAAGUUUCAUGGCGACGGACCGCGCCUUUUUGAAGCAACAAGUCGCCAAAAAGUGCCAGACAGGUCCUGGUGGUGCUGCAGUAGUGGUGGUCAUCGCCGGAGAUCAAAUCUGGUGCGCAAAUACGGGCGACGCGCGCUGUCUCAUUUCGCGCAAAGGCACGGCGCUGCAACUCUCAGUUGAUCACAAACCCGACCGGGAUGAUGAACGACGACGCAUCGAGGCUGCCGGCGGCUACGUCCGCAACCGCCGUAUCCUUGGCAGGCUGGCUGUUAGUCGGGCUUUCGGAGACAUCGAGUACAAAAACGUCGGCAACGCCGGGCUCUCAGCCUUGGUCAUCGCUGACCCAGAAAUACGCUACCUCAGUACCAUCUCGGCCGACGACGAGUUCCUUGUCCUCGCCUGCGACGGCCUCUUCGACGUCUUCUCCUCCCAAGACCUAGUGUGUUAUAUUCGCGCACAACUGAAGAAACAAAAAGAUGCGCAAACGAUCGUCGAGGAACUCGUCCUCGAAGCCAUCGAGAAACGCUUCUCCCAGGACAACGUCUCCGCCGCAAUCGUUCUACUCAAAUAA
This is a messenger RNA of Gregarina niphandrodes, 3702 nucleotides long. RefSeq names its product protein phosphatase 2C. The record is from RefSeq and is a predicted model, not a curated record. The coding region runs from base 1 to 3702 and encodes 1233 amino acids. The transcript has 3 exons. Gene Ontology annotation, biological process: protein dephosphorylation. Gene Ontology annotation, molecular function: cation binding; protein serine/threonine phosphatase activity. NCBI's taxonomy places the organism in Eukaryota, Apicomplexa, Conoidasida, Eugregarinorida, Gregarinidae.